GAUCGUGCCACUGCACUCCAGUCUGAACAACAGAACAAGACUCCAUCUGAAAAAAAAAGGAAUUAUAUAUAAAAAUAGUUGUAUACAGAUUGGAAAAGCAGAAGGUUGCCUUAUUCACCAAAGCAAUUACAGCUAACUUGGCUUAGUCAACAAUGUCUGGAUUCCAUUUAGGGAAGUAUUCUAAGUAACGUAUUUUUUGUAAUUUUUCUGUGUACUUGGUAUGGAAGGCAGGCAGCAGUGACCCACCUGGAGUGGUUGCUGCAACAAUACUGGCUGCAGUGAGGGAGGCAUGGCCAGGGCAGCUAUUCAGCUGCAGCUGCCGAGCUAGGUGUUCCUAUACUCUCGGGGGCCCAGAAAGCCCCCUGUACACUUGCAGGCUCAAAAGUGCCUGCUCCCAUUGCCUAGCCUUUCCCCACUCCCAAUACCUGUUCCAAUUUCAGAGCAAAGUUGGGGCCAAGCCUGGGUGGUAUUGCAAACUGGCAGGGUGUGCACACACUUGGGACAGUGCUGAUAUGCCAGCCCCCUCGUGCCCCUCAGUCCCCUUUAGACUCUGAGUGCCAACAAGCACAGGAGGGAGGCCAAGGGGUGCUAAGGGUGGCUCAGUGUGGGCCUGUGGGCACCUUUUGGCACAAACAGCCUGGGCAUUGAGGAUGGCAGGUUGAUGGCAGCUGGAGGCAGACAGGCUCCUGGUUGGAAAGAGGCAGGUCUGCAGUGCAGCCCGCCUUCAGCCCUGGGACAGCCUGAAGCCUGGGGGCCGGGCUGCCAGUUCCGUGGACCAGAGUGAGAACUUGGUGCAUUUUCCAGGCCUGCCCAUGGCUGCCCAUAGACCAAUCGGCAUGUACUUCCUCUCCUGUGAAGCAAAUAAAAACCCUGGACUCAGUCAGACUCUGGCAGAUGUUGGGAUGACCUGCCAGUGGAGAGGAGCUACCCACUGUAGGUCUCAGCUGUCCACUUCAGGUCUCUGGAGAGCUGUGCUGUCGCUCAAGAAACCACCUCUUCACCUUACCCUCCAGUUGUCCACAUACUUCAUUCUUCCUGGAUGUGAGAUAAGAACUCGGGACCCACUGAAUGGCAGGACUGAAAGAGCUGUAACACAAACAGGGCUGAAACAUGCCCCCACUCACCAUGUUAUAGGCAAUAAGAAAGAGAGAAGGAGAGAAGAGCUGCCAACCUUUGUGGAGCCCAGACCUAGGAACUCCCUGAGCCAGGGAUAUACCACCCUGUUUGGGGCUCUGUUUCCUGGUAUCUCCAAGCUUCCAGGCAUCACCACCUUUGCCAGUGCCAGCAGUGGAAGCUGCUUGCAAUGUACUUGGUCCAGCCACAGCUUUGCAGGGAGCCAGCACCCAUGCUGGUGCCUGGAGCUGCUCCCCUUAGCUGAGCAUAAUGUAUGCCCCUGUAGUCCCAGCUACUUGGGAGGCUGAGGCAGGGGAAUUGCUUUAACCCAGGAGGCAGAGGUUAAAGUGAGCCAAGAUCACGCCACUGUACUCCAGCCUGGCGAUAGAGCAAGACUCUCUCUCAAAAAAUAAUAAUAAUAAUAAAUAAAUAAAGACAUCAGUUUGAAAAGAGCCCCUGUCAAAGCUUAAUAAACAUUAGCUUUCAUUCUGAUUGUUAUUAGAGAAACAGACACAUGGGUGAAAAGGCUGCCUGGCGAAUGGCACACAGUACAUUCUUAGGAUGUUAUUCAUGUCUGACUUUUCUGCUGCGAGGCAGUCAUCUCCCCCAACAUAGCGUGAGUUGUCAUGGGGGCCUAGAGGCUUCUGUGUCUGUUUUCAGCCUCCAUUGAAAGGAAAACUUAAGAACUAAUUGUCGGGCAGAGAGGGGUGUUCAGUACAAGGGGUCUUGAAAAGGUCAUGGAAAAUGCAUAUUAUGAAAAAACUAUGCAUGGAUUUCAAAGCUUUUUUGCAACAAAAUAAACCCGUACUAAGUUGUUAUAACAUGACUGAACAGUAUCUGGUUUGAGGCACUAAGAAGGGUAAGACAUCAGUUUGAGGCCUGGCACAGUGGCUCAUACCUGUAAUACCAGGACUUUGGAAAGUCAAGACAGGAAGAUGCCUUGAGCUUAGGAGUUCAAGACCAACCUGGGCAAUAUACAGAGACUACCCUGUCUCUACAAAAA
This is a messenger RNA of Sapajus apella (tufted capuchin), 2116 nucleotides long. RefSeq lists its product as uncharacterized. The transcript has 2 exons. Bases 813 to 1421 code for a protein of 202 amino acids. The record is from RefSeq and is a predicted model, not a curated record. NCBI's taxonomy places the organism in Eukaryota, Metazoa, Chordata, Mammalia, Primates, Cebidae.